CAAAGACUUUCCAGGAGGGUGCUGAGCAGGAAGCCGACUUUCUGCUGCGAUGAACUGACUUGUUGACGCACUCCACUGAGAACUCCAGGAUGAGGAAGGACAGACGGACCCAUAUGAUGUGGUUACUUUUACUUUGCAUAUUGCUCCUAGACUCAUGUACAGCCACUGAGUCCUGCACAGCUACGUCUUAUUGGUCUGACUGUUUCCUUGUUGGCUUGAUUGGUGGCUUAGCUUGUGGCCUGCCAUUGAUUAUAAGUGUCCUUAUUGUCUUGAGAUGCAAAAAUUCAACAAUCAGGUCGUAUAUUUUCUCUGCAAAAAGGGAAGAUCUGAAUGAAAAAAAGGCUCAGCUGCAGAAACAAUCCCAGAAGACACAAGAAGAACUGGCUGCAUGGGUGGUGGUAUUAACUCCAUUGAUGGAUCUGAAGAGGGGACUGUGGGGUCAAAGGGAAGAAUUCAGACUGCAGCUGGAAGAGAUAGACAGAGAGAGGGAGGAGAGCAAGGAAAAGCUUCAGUUAGUGGAGAAGGCAAUAGCAGAGAGUGAGAAAGAAAAGGCAACUGACAAAACAGAUGGAUACUUGAGAGAAAAACAAAGCCUGUUAAAGGCUCAGUGGAAACUGGAGAAGAGAAAGGAAGAACUGGAGAACCAGCAACUGAACAUGGAGAAACUGCUGCAGAAAACAGAGGGUACCAUAGCAACAAUAACAGAGAGACAGAGGAAAGUAGAGAACCACAUGGAGCUGAUUAACUUGCACCUGGAAGAGGUAGAAAGUCAGGAUGAUAAAGCUCAUCUAAACAGAGAGUAGUCAGAAAGUUUAUCACGUAUACCUGUACAGUCAAUACUGUUUCCUUUCUGCUGGGUCAUUAUUAACACUUUUAAUACUAAGUGACCCUCACAGACAUUUUUGUUUAUACUGAAAAAGACAGCUACAGCUACAAUUGGCAUCCUCCAGACUUUGGAUUUAAGCACCUUUAUUAUUAUAUUGUGUGUGUCAUAACUACAUUGAUAAGAGCUAUCUUUUUUGAAUAUAUUGUAAUGCUGGCAGCACGGUGGUG
This is a messenger RNA of Epinephelus lanceolatus (giant grouper), 1053 nucleotides long. Lineage: Eukaryota; Metazoa; Chordata; Actinopteri; Perciformes; Serranidae. The record is from RefSeq and is a predicted model, not a curated record.